Molecule: messenger RNA, 1341 nt
Organism: Aspergillus saccharolyticus JOP 1030-1
Lineage: Eukaryota; Fungi; Ascomycota; Eurotiomycetes; Eurotiales; Aspergillaceae
Exons: 2
Source: RefSeq, a predicted model, not a curated record
UCCCGCACAAUGGCACACACCGAGGAACCACUCGAUGCCCCCGAUGGCUCUGCUUUGACAUGGAUCUUUGAUCACUGUCUCCGCUACCCCGGUACCUACGAGAUCCCGUUGCGUUCCAUGUAUGCGUUGAACUGCAACCCCACGAGACAACCAUCUUCCACCACCCGUCAGCCUGAAACAGCCUUCCAUCGCCCGACCAACUCGUCCUCCUCUCAGGACUCCAUGGAUCUGGCUGCCGAUUUCCGGGCUCAAUUGAGCCACCAAAUCUCCCGCUUGCCAUCGCAGCCCUGCAACCUGCCUCCCAGCUUCGUCACCUCCUUUGUGCGUCGCUGUUUCACCCCGCAACUGGAUGAGGUCGAUUUUCCUCAGGCGUUGACGGCCUUGGACUACCUCAAGGAUUUUGAGAUUCGCCGUCGGAAGGAGGUUGCUGCCGCUUUGGAACGACUGGGCGUGAAGCCAGAGGAUGUUAAGGAAUCUUCUGACUUUGCCAAGAAACACCCUGGUGUAAUCAACUGGCUCGAGUCGCUCAACGCCAAGGGCCGCCGCAUUGAGGCUCUCUACACUCAAGUCUAUGUUGGCCUGCGUCGCUGGACUCUGAUCAAUGAGAUGUUGCUGGAACCCUUCAACAAGGCCAACUGUAUCGCAAUGCUUAACACAUUGUUCCCUCCGGUCACUGAAGCCACUGUGCCUCCGACCUCGUAUCUGACUCCUGAUCAUCUGAGAUCUCAGCGUGAUGGCUUCUUUCGAUAUAUCGCAGCAGUCGGACGCAAUGGCCCGGACGUGCUAAAUGACAUCAUUGCUCAAGGUGCACGGCCGGGGGAACACAGCGGCUGGCCAGCUGUUCGGGAUGUUCUCGAUCGCUACCUUCGUGCGGCGAAUGAUAUCUAUGAUGACUGUAGCACAGUCACUGGACUUACCAGCUUCGAAGAGAGUAUCGCACUCCAGGCCCGCGGUCAUAAAGGUCGCAAGGUCGACUCCGGAAUCAGUUUCGGUUCCGCGGAGAAGAUCCUUGCUGCGGGUGUGGAGAGCAGCAAGGAAGUCGAGGAUAUCCUGGACAAACCUCUGCCUCCGCCCCCGUCAACUAGACCACUUCACAAAUCGGGCUCUGCCCUGGAGCGGUUGACUCGUGAGCUUCGCAAGCUUGGCGAGUCCGGCAAAGUCAAGAGUCUCAAGAAGAUGAGAUCCACGAGUGCUCUGGCGGUCCGGUCGGAAAACGUGCCUAGCCGGUCCGAAGAAGAGUCCAUCUUUGAGAUCGAUGAAAUGAAGCGCCGGCGGCUCCUUUGGGAGGCCUCCAAUCGCAAGAAAGCCCAUUCCAAACAGUCUAGCACGGACUCGCGCUAA